This is a messenger RNA of Melospiza georgiana, 1388 nucleotides long. RefSeq names its product neuropeptide Y receptor type 2-like. Gene Ontology annotation, cellular component: membrane. Bases 96 to 1280 code for a protein of 394 amino acids. The transcript is spliced from 2 exons. The record is from RefSeq and is a predicted model, not a curated record. NCBI's taxonomy places the organism in Eukaryota, Metazoa, Chordata, Aves, Passeriformes, Passerellidae. Gene Ontology annotation, biological process: G protein-coupled receptor signaling pathway. Gene Ontology annotation, molecular function: neuropeptide Y receptor activity.
CCUGGCCAGCGAUGAGGCGGUGACUGCCGUGAGCAGCUCGGCUCCUGGAGAAGGAGGAGGAAGCUCUGGCCUUUGCAGACCCCCUUCUCCUCCUUAUGGAAAGUCUCAGGCCAGGCAUGGGCCCAUUGGAGGGAGCCAACAGCUCAUUCACCAUGGAGAAGACAGCCUUAGAUGAGAAGCUGUCACAGGGCUGGCCUGCCAAGGACUUUGUCACUCCCACCCAUGCUCUCUCUGGGUCCCGCAGUGUCAUGAUGGACAGCACCAAGAUCCUGGGGGUCCAGGUCAUCCUGAUUGCUGCCUACUCCCUCAUCAUUCUGCUGGGCUUCGUCGGCAACUCCCUGGUCAUCUACAUCAUAGUGAAGUACAAGACCAUGAGGACUGUCACCAACUUCUUCAUAGCUAACCUGGCCCUGGCAGACCUGAUGGUGGACACACUCUGCCUGCCCUUCACCCUGGUGUACACCCUGCUGGACGAGUGGAAGUUUGGAGCUGUGCUUUGUCACCUGGUUCCUUAUGCUCAAGCUCUGAGUGUCCACGUGUCCACUCUCACCCUGACAGUCAUUGCCCUGGACAGGUACCGCUGCAUUGUUUUCCACCUGGACAGCAGGAUUUCCAAGAGGCUCAGCUUCACCAUCAUAGCUGUCAUGUGGCUGGCAGCAGCUGUCCUAGCAGGGCCCCUGGCCAUCUUCAGGGAGUACCGGUACGAGGAAAUCCCGUCCAUUAACCUCAAAAUGGCUGUGUGCUCAGAAAAAUGGCCCUCUGCUAACAACAGAGAUGCCACCAUCUACAGUCUGUCCAUGCUCCUCCUGCAGUAUGUUCUUCCUCUUGCCAUUAUUUGUUAUGCCUACACCAGGAUCUGGUUCAAGCUGAAAAACCAUGUCAGUCCCACUUCUAGGAAUGAAAACCAGUGCCGGAGGAGGAAGACAACCAAAAUGCUCGUGAUGGUGGUUGUGGUGUUUGCAGUCUGCUGGCUCCCCUUCCACAUAUUCCAGCUUGCCAUUGAUCUUGAUCUGGUUCUUAUCUUCCACGAGUACAAACUCCUGUACACUGUCUUCCACGUUGGGGCCAUGUGCUCUACGUUUGUCAACCCCCUGCUCUAUGGAUGGAUGAACAAGAACUACAGGAAUGGGUUCCUUAUGUUCUUCCGUUGCCAGAACAAGCCCGAGAGCAUCCACACUGAAGGCUCAGUUAGGGGGAGGUCUUACAUCUUCAGGGCCAACACCCUAAAUGGGAGCAUCAAACAGACUGCUGGCAAUGGAGCACUGCCCACAGAGGUUUAGGGAUGGGACAUCACCUCCAGGAUUGAGGCUGGCUGGGCCCAGAGACAUUCUUGGGUGAAAGCCUUUUUUUGACAGAACAUUGUGCUGCCAAUUAUAGCCACAGCAGCC